UAACACUGACGACUACCGAGCAUGAGCUCGCCAAUGCCACUAUCUCCUCGACGGUCUGUGAGUGUGCAUGGGCACAUUCCCAUUCCCGACGCUACCAUCGUCCACCUGGAUUCUUGGACGGAACGGAAGACGACGACGGUACGCACCACCAUCGCCGGACGACGAUAACCGCGGCGGUGCCGCCGCAAAGCUGCUCUGCACUCGUUCCGGCAACGACAGACUACGCACUCAAUAGAUCAUUAGCCAACCAUGAAAGAACGCUAUCGAAAACAAAAAUUUUUAAAAAAUGUUGGUCUACAACCAUUUAAAAUUCAAAGGCCUAUGGAAGAAGAAAAUGAUACUAAUAUAUGCGAACGAGUAUGUUUUUAUUACUUUGAUGAUGAAGCACAAGUGAUAUGUCGCGGUUGUUAUAAAAGCUUUAAUUCAUGGUUAAAUUUUCGAUUGCAUUUUAAUACAUUAUCAUGCCAUACAACUCAAACAAAUUACAAACUAAAUACUUAUAACGAUGUUUAUAAAAAAUACAAGUUAAAGAAAGCUAAGACUAAGAAAAAAAUGAAUAACCGUUUAAGUGCUGCACAACUUAUGGAUUUGGAAACUUUGAACACUCGCAAAACAAGAAAAAGGUGUUACCAAAACACUAGGGCAGUUGUAACUGUUUCCAAAUCUUCAUCAGACUCUGGUUCAACAAAUUCAGAAAAAGCAACUGUAAAGACAUUGAAGAAAGGAACUGUUGAAAUCGAUAUUAGUAGCGAUGAAAGUGUAGAGGAGUCGAAAAUAAAACCAAAUGGUUGCGAUACUAUUGAAGUUCAAGACAUUCCGAGUAGUACAAAAACCAUUAUUCCAAAUUCAUCUCAUGACAAUCAGACGACGCUAACUGUUAAAACAGAAUGGAAUGCCGAUGACUUAUCGCUGAUUUCUUCAGACGAUCAUUCAUCAAGCUCUGCUCAUUGUCCACCAAAAUAUAGUCCCCCCAAAAAUAAGGAAUUAAAAUAUCAGUAUGUUUGUGUUAUUUGUGAUGCACAAUUUAUGAGUAAAUGUUCACUUACGAUGCACCAAGUGCAGCAUAUAAAAUCAGAUCGCAGUAGUUACAGUGUUUUUAUGGCUGCAUUAACUCAAUCUGCUAGAGUGUAACACAUCAAUAUAUACUAUUCGAGUUAUGUUUCAAAAGGUAACUCUAGUCCCUAUAAUGAAGUAUCAAGUCCUAUUUAUUUAUUUAUGGAACAAACGUCUUUUAACAUAAACUGCAUGAUUAAUAUUUAUGGUUGUACAAUUUUAAACCAAUUUUAAGAAAAUACAAUUUUAUGUUUGCAUAAUUUAAGUUAUUAUCAUUUGUGCAUUACCAUUAAAUUUCACAACAUAAUGUUGUGACCAUUAACAUCUGUCAAACAAUGUAUUGUAUUUACUUUUAUUUGAUUCCUAUAUUGUUUUUUUUAUUUUAGACUAAAAUAAUUUUUACCUUAUUCCCACAAUUAAAUUGAGAUUUAGAACACGGAAAGAUAUUGUUUGGUUAAGCUAAAAGAAAAAGAUAAAAACUAGCAGCAUUAUUAAGCAUGUUCAUUAAUCAUAUCAGAUAUUAUUGUAUGCAAGCCUAUUUUAUUUUUAUUUUUGAAGAAAAAUGGUCUAACCUAACAAUAUCUUGAGCUGAUUUUUCUAUAAGAAUCAGUGAUACUUUAAUAUAGGGCACUUUAAACUGUAAAGUUUGCUUUUUUUGUAAAAAAAAAAAAAAACUAUUAAUGUUUAAGACAAAUUUUUUUAUUUUCAGUGUACCUCACAUAAAAAUAAAUGAAAAUUAUUUUACU
Molecule: messenger RNA, 1799 nt
Organism: Acyrthosiphon pisum (pea aphid)
Lineage: Eukaryota; Metazoa; Arthropoda; Insecta; Hemiptera; Aphididae
Exons: 5
Coding region: 250-1131 (293 amino acids)
Source: RefSeq, a predicted model, not a curated record